AUGGAUGCAGCAGACGACAUCAAUUCCGCCAAGAAGAAACAGAAGAAAAAGUCUUUCCGGAAGAAAGCUGCGGCCAAGUCAAGCGCAGACGGGUUGGAGGAAACAGCUAGCCCACCGCCUGUCUGGGCUUCAGAUGACACUUCUGCGGAUGAAGACUCCGCUGAAUCAGCAGCCCACAGCCGAGUGGCUUCUGAGCGCAGCGCUGAAGAACAGGCACGAGAGAAACACCGAGAAUCGCAAAUGUUUACCGGCAUCGCCUGCCCCAAAGUUUCAGAAGAGCUGGAGGACGAUGGAGCAGAUGACAUCCCGGUAGCCCAGGCAAGGACAAAGCGACAGCAAACUACAUGGCCCCCGAAUUUGGAUGGCAAGACCGCGUUCUUCCAACUCAAGGACUGGGAUGACCAGGAACAUGAGCUGCCCGGCGACGGCAUUGCUUCCAUGCACUUCAACCGAGGCUUCAACUUUAAACCUUUCAUUUUCUUGCCAUCCGUAUUGCUGGCGGCCAUGUCCGAUUCGCCGGUGCUGACGUACGAGACGGGGCAUAUUCCAAACAGUGGAACUGCAGGCGUGACUUGCGCCUUUGGUAAUCCAGUGCAAGACAUCUUUCAGAAAAAGGAGUACUGUCCCAUCAUCGCGGGCAUGAGCCCCUGGUAUUGGGCAGUCGGUUGGUACAGCUUUUUCCUCUUGACAGUAGGAAUCUGCCACGUAUGUGGGCGGCGAAUCCCGAUCCAAGUCGUUCCUGGCGUUCCCAAUGCCAUUUACGCAAGCCCCAUAUGCCGCUUCUUGGAUGUGCAACGUGCUGGCUAUGAUGACAACCACCUGCUUGGCUUCUUUCUUCUUAUUUCCACUUGCUUUGUGCACUCCAUGAUGGUACGGUUCAUCGCCACGCCCGAGGGGAAGGAUUGGGGGCAUGCUUGCCUGCGCUACGGAAACUGGCAGGGUUCUUACGAGGACUACUGCCAGCCAGGCCCGCUGAUGGAGCCGAGUUGGACAGUGUUCCUGGUUUUGGUGUCGGUGUGUGCCAUGUUUGCCCUUUGGGACCAGGGCACCGUUGUCGAAGGCUCAGAAGAUCGGAAAGACGAGUCGGGCUAUGCAGAGGAAGUCACAAUCGAUCGACUGGACGCAGCAGCCGUAAACUUGAAGGCAAUUAUCCGCUUCCAAAUGUCUGAGACAGAGCGGCUGCUGGAGGAGGAGCCCACGCGGCUCGCUAUGUUCAUUGGCUGGAACAAGCUGCAGGCGUGGCUGGCCGGCAAGGAGCCGCCCAAGAAAGCUGUCAGGCGGACCACCUUUCUCACAGUGAACUUCUUUUCCAAAUCCCGCGACGACAUGCCAGACAAGGUGGACUCCGAUGCCGAAGGUGUUGGAGGCGAGCCAGACUUUACUGUCCGGUUCUACUGCAAGAAGGCUGGCAAGUGUACUAGAAGUUUUCAUGAUGCUUUGCUGGAGGUCUUCAGGAUUGCUGGCUCUGUGGAUGUUUUGCCAGAUGCCUUGCAGAUGGCCAGGGAGGAUCUGGAGGUACAGAUACUAGGUGCUGGCACGGAGGACGAGAAGGCUCAGGUCCUGCAGAGCUUUUUCAGACGGCGUUUGAUGCUCCAAGAGAGCACAACGGGAAAGGUUCGCAUCAAGGAGCUUUACAGCUUCUGUGAUGACACGAUGCGGAUUCUAGGGAACACUGUUGAGACAAGUUCAGACGGUGCCAGCCGAAGUAGCAAAGCGCGCCUCAGCUGUUUGCCAAAAAAAUCUUCGGACGGCCUGGGCAUCAUCGACCGCUUUCUCGAUCGGUGGCACCUCCAGGACGUGGUUGGACGACGCACAGAUGCGUACAAUGCCGCAGGCUAUCUGUUCACUGCCAUUGGUUGUACUAUCGCUUCCAUUAUCUCCCCACAAGCGGAUGCCUGGGCGAUCGUAUAUUGGUUGGCAAACAAAGACUCGCUUGUGGAAGCUCGUUGUGAACAGACAUUUUCUGAUGGCUUUGCAAGCCCCUGGUGCAGCACUUCGGCAAGUGUCAGCAUGCAGCGACGCACGUUCCGCCCGGAAAUGGCAUUCUUCACAACCAACCGCAACGCCUGGUUGGUUUUUCUCUGCUUCCUUUGCAAAUUGGGCAUCUUCGGAUGUCUGGGCUACUACUUUGCCGAAACUGUGAGGAAGACCAUUCGGGGGCUGAUGCAAGCCGCACAUCCAAUGGUCAUCUUGAACUCAAUUCUUCUCCAUUGGGCCCAGCUUCGAUCCUUGAACACAUCCCAACUGCAUGUCUGGAAGCGAGUUCGAGAUUCUAUUUUGUUCAACGACGUGAAGUUCAUCCUGGACCGCUUUGAGAACAUUGUGAUCGCGUACCUGGGAGUGGCCUUCUGGUUUAUUUCCGACUCAACCUAUCAAAUCGUCCUGAGGAACGAGGCACCCACCUUCUUGGCAUUUUAUGUUAUUAUCGUCUUCAUGGCGGCCACAGCUAUAUGUUUGGGUGCAGCCCUUUCCUGCCAUCUUGCGCAGGAGGAGCACACGAGGUCGCUUACCAGACUCAAGGAGGCAUCGAUGCUUCGGACGGGAAAGCACGUGGAACACCAACGUGCCCUGCUGGACAUGAUCAUCCAGCGCCUCGAUUCUGGGGGCGACUACCAAACGAGAAUGCUCUACAUGCCAUUGAACCCCAAGCUUCAGAAAGUUCUACUGGGCUAUGUGGUUGUGUCCGCAGCUUCCGUUGUCGGCCGCCUUGUGUCCAAUGAGCUUCCUGCCUAG
This is a messenger RNA of Symbiodinium sp. CCMP2456, 2733 nucleotides long. NCBI's taxonomy places the organism in Eukaryota, Dinophyceae, Suessiales, Symbiodiniaceae. The record is from the annotation of a GenBank genome assembly.